CUGCAGUAAUAACUCGAUGCAAGGUUAAAAAAAAUCGGGUCUGGCGUAACUUUGUUGGCACGCUUUUUAUUCUUCAAGUUAUUUCGUCUUUGUAAGCUCUUGUGCGUCACGUUAAUUCAAAUCACUCAAACGCUAUUUUUGAAAACGCUACAGCGGUUAGCUCAGGUACUAAAUAGCAACGUGUGUUUCCAUGCGAAGGGAAAAGGGCUCGUAACGGUAUCACAGUCUGCUGGUUUUAUCUCAACUUCACAAUUCCCAAGGCGUUUGUUGCUCGUUACAAAGGCAGUCUCAUCACUUUGUUGUGGUCAAGUCAGACUGCACAAUGGCCGCGCGAUUCGCACGAUCUGCUUCUAAAAAGUCCUACCUAGUCUCGUUCUUGUGGUUUUUAUUCGUGCAUUUUUUUCUAGUUUGUCGUUGUUUUUAAUUGCAACCCCACCGUAACGCAUUCAGUUGGGUUUUCGAAGCAGAGUGGGAAGUUCAUAACGACUGUGUGAGCAGAAAGCUGAAAAACCCAUGGAUUCGACGGAUACUUCUGCAGCUGCCUCCGCAGGAGAUAGCAAACAGCUUUUCAAUAAGAAGAGGAGAAAUUGGCACAAAGGGCUCAACCUCAGGAAGACUGUCGUUCAGCCCCCAACUAUGCAAAGUGAAGAUAAGCGUGGACCAAAGAAGAUAGCAGAUGAGUGGGAGCAAAGCAAACGGCCUUCAUCAAAGAAGACCUCAGAGGAAGCACAACAGAUUCAGCACAGGACAAAUGACAGUGGGAAUACACUCAGGUUCACAUGCUGUCAAUGCAGGGACAACGUGGAAUAUGUUCCCAAAGACUUAGUGAGACACUUUGAGGAAAAACACAGAGGGAGCCCACCAGUUUUUUCUUGUCAUACGUGUACUUUUAAUACACACGAGUUCUCCUACCUACAGAUUCAUCUGUUAAGCCACAAGGACACUUUUUCUAGUUGCAGCAUUUGUAAUGACAACGUUCAGCGCACAUGGCCUGAAUUCAGUGCACACCUGACUGUGUGUCACUGCCAAAAUGGCAAAUAUUCAUGUGAAAUGUGUCAGAGAUUCUCCACAGGUGACGUUAGAGUAUUUUUAGAACACAUGUAUGUACAUAAUUUGGGCCUGGAAGGAGCUAAUGAUGAUCUAUCGCUGCACACAAAGGACAAGAAUCAGUUUGAGCCUAAAACAACCACUCAGACUUUACGUUGUCAGCACUGUGGCUAUGAGGCAUCUCAGAAAUGGUUGAUUACUAAGCACGAUAAAGCUGUCCAUGUUUGCCAGAAGGGUAACCAGAGAAAGAAGAAGAAGAAGGAGGUUCAUUCCAUAGCAAUAAAACCAAAUGACCCAAUCCCAAAAAUGAAGCCUAGAUUAACAAGAAGUGCAGUUCGAGAAAUGUGCUGGCUGACACAGGACUGCCUGUCUCUGCCAGGGAGAGAAUUCCUGGAUAAAUACUGCCAUCUGUCAGAUCCACAAACAACACUAGAGGAGACUCAACAUUUUUUGAUGAAAUCUGUCGCUGGGGAAACUGGUGACCAGAAAUGGACCAAGGCUCUUAAAACCGUUCUGUCAAAUGUCCCUCAAGAUAUGAAUCUUCACCCAAAAUCAGAGAAUGGUAUCAUGUCGAACUCAUCGGAUCUUACUGUCCUCACAGUCAAGAACAAGAUAACCGUAGCUCAGAACGGUGCUGCUUAUGCCAAAAGGUUGAAAAGGAUGACGUCAUCAGAUAAAGAAACUGUUUUCCCAGAAAGUGCUACUGAUGAUGCUCGGUGUGUAGUUGACCAAAAUGGAUGUCAGUCAAGUUUGAAUGAUCAUUUACCUUGUCCGCAGACAGAAACCAGACUCCAUAAUGACAUCUUAGUGUCAGCCCAGAGCGAGACAUCUGAGUGCACUCAAAUGCAGGAAAACCGAGAGAAUCAGGAAUUAAAGACUGAUCAGGAAAUCGAGGAACAUGGUAAAAAAAGCCAGGAGCCUAUGCAUGAGGAUGUGAUUAAUAUCUCCAGUGAGCUGAAGUUGACGAAUGAGAGCGCAGAGCAGGCAUCCAUUCAUAAGGUCCUACCGAAAAAUAAGAGACAAAAUCGAAGAAAGAAGAGAAAUACCGCAACCAAAAAAGUGGAUAAAAGAUCAUCAGGACUGCCCUUAAAGAUAGUGUUGAAGAAGAAUCCUGUGAAGGAGAAGCAGUGGGUGUCCCAGAGCUCUUUGUCUCCAUCAGGAGGUGGUUCUAUGGAUGACUUUCAGGGGCAACCAAGUCCUCAUGCAACAAUGAGGAAGACGGCACAGAUCGUUGAAAAUGUGCCGCUAACAGAGGUGCAACAGAAGAAAUGGACAAAAGGUUCCAAGAAUGAUCUGCAUGAUCCUGCCGAAGCCAUUACUUCAGUUCUACAAUGGAAGCCAGGAAAAGAAAUCACCCCCAGUUGUGUUGCAGAGCCAACUGGGUUCAAAAAUAUGGAGAGAAAUGAGCCUGGCAUGCUUGAAAGCUCGCUUUCGAGCCCUCAAGAAGUGCAAGAUAACACAGAGAGGUCACUGCAGUUCUCGGAAACAGAAGUUGACCAGAGAAGUUCAGCUGCUAAGACAGGGCAGUCAAAUUCAAGAGCUGCAGCGGAGACUGAAGUCGAGACAUGCUCCAAGAACGUACCGCUCCAAACAUCAGGCAGUGGUAUGGACUGUCAUGUGUCAGACGAUAAGAAGAGUUCAGCAGCUGAUGAAGUGACUCCUCAUAGCAGUUACACCAAGUCUCCCCCUGUUUCCCAACCUGUUAUUACACCACAGGGUAACCUAAACCUGGAAGAUUCGAACCUUGCUCUUUCUUUAGAGCAGAGUUACCAGAGUGUUGAGGGGAUGAGAGACAGGGAAGUUCCUGCAAACUCCUGCCCAGAUCUCUUGAGCAGCACCCAUUUGCCCACGGGGAAAGCCAUCCCACAGGAGCCCUCACCAGCCUCUGGGCAUCGGUGGCAACCGGUCCCAAAAAACCAGGAGAGGACCCUGAAGUUAGUAGCCAUAAAUCCAUCUCAGUUGGUAAAGCGUCCGGCGGGAGACCAGCCUGUUGUGGUGCUAAAUCAUCCAGAUGCUGACAUCCCUGAGGUGGCCAGGAUCAUGGAGGUUGUCAACAGGUACAGAGGAGAGGUGCAGAAGGUCAUGCUGUCCCACAGGACUCUGAAUGCUCUCUCAGCCAUGAACAGUGAGGCCCCUAAGACGAAUGACCCAACAGAUGCCCAGCCUGACUCUGCGGGCCUUGUUAAAAACUCUGUACAGGAGAGGUUUAUUUUGAAGUUGAAACUUCGCAGGUUGAGCAGGAAAAAGUACGAAGUAGUUGGUGCCGUCUCUCCCAGCAAGGAUGCUGUGACAAAGUUUCGCUGCUGGUUUUGUGGCAGGGUCUUUGCAAGUCAGGAAAUGUGGAUGGUCCAUCGGCAGCGACAUCUGAUGGAGUGGAAAAGGCCAAACUGUGAAAACUCUUAACUGUCGCACACACUGGAUGAAAAACAAAACUAGUCUGGAAAAAGAUGACUUUGCAAUACAACAACACAAUAAUGGAAACCGUGAUAGCCAGUCUCCUCAAAUUUUUAAGGUCUUAAUUAAGAGUGGUUUUACUUGUGGAGAAUCAAAUCAUUGUCACGCUUCCUGGAGGGUUAAUGUUCUCAGGGUAAUUUAAACAUUUACCUUUGUCUCUCUUCCAGUAUGAGUAGCUUGAUUAAAAACUCUUUGUAGAUUAGUAUAUAUUUGUAUAGCCACAAGGACGUGGUGUUGACAGUUUAGUUUUUUUUGUAUUUUUUUGUAUUUUGUCUACGCAAUAGCUUUAUUUAAGGUGAUUUAAGUACACUGUCAUGGAAUCUUUUAUAGAACACUGUAAUAUGUAUAUUUGCCAUACCAUCUGAGUUUUAUGGAUCAGUUUAUGUACGGGUAGGCUAUACAGUGUGGUAGCUAUAAUAUUUAUGUUUUUUGUUUUUUGGAAUGGGACGCAGAGACCCACGGGUUACUCAGAUAUACCAAAACUGUGUGUUCAAAAAAAAAAAAAAAAAGACAAUAAGCUGUUUUAUUCGACAUUUAUUUAUGACUUUAGGUUUAGUCUUUAUAUGCUUUUCUUUAUGCUUUUUUGGGCCUUUGGAAGAAUCAGUGUAUUUGUACAAUUUUUGUAUAAACUCCAAAUUAUGUUAAAAUAUGUUAUUGUAAGACGUAUAGUUUCAUUCAUUGGGAGCGGAGUGGAAAUCCCUAAAGACACGAUUCAUUUUAAAAAGUAAACUGGUGUUUUGUGAUGUAGAUGAAAUACUAACAAAAUAAUUUCUUUUGAUUUUUAAAGAUUAAGAAGCCUGGAUGAUUUGGUCUUUUUUUUUUUUUUUUCUCUCAAUGAGUUUCCUCUCUUUUGACUUGAAAUGAUAAUCUUAUCUUUUAAUUGCACUAUGAAAGGAGGAUUUAUAUUUCCUGUUACCUCACCUUAUCAGGCCUAAGCCUUUGACAAUCUCAACCAGCGUCCUACUGUGGCUAAACAUUUCCUUAUGCAGCCAUGAUCCCUCAGUAUUCACAGCAAAGGGAACCGUGGAUCCUCUCUGUGUGUGUGUGUGUGUGUGUGUGAGAGAGAGAGUGUGUGUGAGUGUGUGAGUCAGUCAGUCAGUCAUUCAGUCAAGGAAAAUUGAACAGAUGUACCUAAAUUGUGCAUGUACCCCAGUUCUUGAGUGUCAGUAACUCUUUGUGUAUAUGUAUAUAUAUAUAUAUAUAU
Xiphias gladius (swordfish) is the source of this 4705-nucleotide messenger RNA. RefSeq names its product zinc finger protein 518A. Lineage: Eukaryota; Metazoa; Chordata; Actinopteri; Istiophoriformes; Xiphiidae. The record is from RefSeq and is a predicted model, not a curated record. Bases 514 to 3450 code for a protein of 978 amino acids. The transcript has 3 exons.